Messenger RNA from Oenanthe melanoleuca, 3898 nucleotides. It is a transcript of the gene SLC67A2, whose product is annotated as major facilitator superfamily domain containing 9. The transcript is spliced from 6 exons. Gene Ontology annotation, biological process: transmembrane transport. Gene Ontology annotation, molecular function: transmembrane transporter activity. Gene Ontology annotation, cellular component: membrane. The record is from RefSeq and is a predicted model, not a curated record. Lineage: Eukaryota; Metazoa; Chordata; Aves; Passeriformes; Muscicapidae. The coding region runs from base 510 to 1874 and encodes 454 amino acids.
AGGAAAGCACUUUGCUGCCAGAAAACUCGAUGCAGGCACCGAGCCCGAGAGAUGGCCGAGGAACAGCAGCAGCGCUGGGACACGGCCGAUUUAAAAAAAUGGACAGGUAGGAUCGGAGGUGCUGCGGCCAAAACGCCACCUUUCUACAGCAACCAGGAGAACUGUGCAGGAGACGCAUUCCCGUGCUCCUACGGCAUAUUUGUUUCCAAAGCCCCUCGGCUCCACCUGGCUCUUCCUGCCUUCCCCAGAGCCUCAGGCCCGGAGGGGACGUGUUGCAAAAUUUUUCUUGCGUACAAACGCGCAAGAGGCAGGAAGGGCAAAGUCCUACAGAGGUGCGUGUGGGAGGGUGCAGGCCGGACUCCCGAGGGCGGCAGGGAGCCUUACUCCUCCUCAUCUCGGCCCGAAAAGGAGGGCACGGGAGCGCACCGCGCCGAAGGAAGCGGCAGCCGCGGCUCGCCCGCCCCGGCCCCGUUUCCGCCGCGCCGCGGGCACUGCGCAGGCCCGGCCGCAUGGCCGAGGGCGAGGAGGAGGAGGGCGGCGGAGGCCGCGGGGCCGCGCCGGGCCCGGCCGCGCCCGCCCGCUUCGUGCGGAGCCUCUACGCCGUGGGAUUCCUGGACUUAUUUGGGGUGAGCAUGGUUGUUCCUUUAAUGAAUCUUCAUAUCAAAUCUCUAGGAGCAAGUCAUACAGUUGCUGGAAUCAUAGGAUCUCUCUAUGGUGUAAUGCAGCUAUUUUCCAGCACAUUUGUGGGCUGCUGGAGUGACAUAGUAGGAAGACGGUAUUCCCUGCUUGCUUGUAUUCUUCUCAGUGCACUGGGUUACUUCCUUCUUGGAAAUUCCACCACAGUGUUCCUGUUUGCUCUUUCUAGAGUCCCUGUAGGCAUUUUCAAACACACACUUUCCAUCUCUAAAGCCCUGCUGUCUGACCUGGUUUUGGAGAGGGAUCGCCCUUUAGUAAUGGGGCGCUUCAAUGCAGCCUCCAGCGUGGGCUUCAUUCUGGGGCCUGUUGUUGGUGGCUACCUUGCAGAGUUUGAAGGUGGCUUUUACCAAACAUCCUUCAUCUGUGCCUCUAUCUUCCUUCUGAAUGGUGGUCUUGUCUGGAUGUUACCCUGGAAUGAAGAAAACACUGGCAGCAGGGACCAUUACCAAGACAAAGGAACAAACAAUUGCUCGGCAAAAUCAAAUCAUGACCUUCACUUGAAAUCAGCAAGUAGUAGAUCUGUGACAAACAGUAAUUUAUUCCAGUCUCCAUGGACCCAAGUUGCAACAGUGCUGAAGAAGAUUAAAGGAAUUGCGUGCUCUAAUUUGUGGGAUGUAUUCUUAGUGCGGUUCCUGAUGUCUGUUGCUAUACUGCUGUACUACAGUAAUUUUACUCUGGCCUUGGAGGAGAGAUUUGAGGUGAAACCCUUGUUUGCUGGAUACCUCAUGAGCUAUAGCAGUGCACUGGGAGUCCUGGCUGGUUGUCUGCUCGGACCAAUAACGAGACUCUAUGGGCACAACACUUACAGACUUCUGUUGCACUCCAGCACUUUUACCUGCACGCUGAUUCUCCUGUAUGCCUCAGCACCCAGCAUAUGGAUGGUCAUUUUGUCCUCCACGUUCUUGGCCUUCUCCACUACCAUAGGCCGUACGUGUAUCCUUGAUCUGGAGCUGACUGUUGGUGGGAGCGAGGCCAGCGGCACGCUCCUAGGAGUUGGACAGUCGGUGACAUCAGUGGGACGUAUUAUUGCCCCUCUCCUCUCUGGAAUUGCUCAGGAGUUCAGUCCUUGCGGCCCUCCAAGUCUAGCUGUGGGACUAGCACUGCUUGCUAUUGUGAUAAUGAAUGCAAACAAACAAAAAUACCACAGUCAUGGAAGUGGGAAGUUAAAAAAUCAGUAGUCACAAUUUUGGAUUGCAGAUGUAUCUUCACCUGCCAGGCUUGUACAGUAAUUAUGUGAUUUUUAAAGAGAACACAUUCUGUUCCCGUGGAAGCAAAUAUAUAUAUGUAUUUCUGCUGCAGGGAUGUUAAGUCUAGACAGAUGUUAUUCUAACAGGUACCACUAGGACAUUUCUAAGAGCAGCAGAUGUUCCUGUAUUGCAAUGGCUGUGAUUUUUUAAAUGGAUUUUCGAACUUUUUGGAGGGGAAAAAAAGAAUUGGGAAACGCACAAAUCCUGCUUGUAGCUCAUUUUUGAAACCGUGUUUAGACUGAAAGAUUGUUAAAAAAGGAUGAAUGAAAGGUGAAUUUUUGUUAUUUAAUCAGAAAGAGAGUUUGCAAUAUGUUUGACCUUAAUUUCUUAUGUUAUGGUCUGUUUCCUUUUGUCUGUUAUGACAGUAGCUUAUAUAACAGGAUGUUUGCUUAUGUGGUUUUUGUGCAGCAUAUUUUGUCCACAAAACUUUCUGCAUACCAUGGUUAGGUACUUUGGGAUAAUCACGCAGCCCCUGCUGAUUCCUGGUCAUUACCAACUAACAGAAUUGGGUAUAUGCUAACUUCAUGCUGGAAGACCUAAUCUUAGAAUCUAAUACAAGGCCCUUCAGACUGAAACUGAAGCUAAAUUUAAGUUGUAUUGAAAUUUGAACUGGUGGCUUCUGUUUAGUAAUAACUUCUGCUGAGGAACUUUGUCAUAAUUUCUUUAUUUAUAUUUCCUGUGCAAUAUUUCUACCUUCAUUUUAAGAAUAAAUUUCCUUCUUAAUUCUCUCAAGUUGCUGUAAAGGUGUGAGCAUCUAGCAGCAGUUCAUGGAUCUGUAUUAAUGCAUCCUGUCUCAUCUCAGGCAUAAGUGACAUUUCAGUGACAAGAGAAAUAUGGUUUUGUUGGUAUUUUAGUCCCCAUUUGUGUGCAUGGCUUAACUAAAGAGAGGUUACUCUCAGAGCUGUACAGAGUUGGAGCACUGCUGUGCUAUUUACUGUUCAAGCUCAUUACAUGCCAGUCACCAUUAUUUGUAUUUCAUAUGAAACAUGGAAAAAAUCAUUUUGCUCUGAUAAUGUUCUCUCUGAUCUUCGUUAUAUUACUUGAUGAAAGUACAAGGUCAACUAUGUAAGUGUUUGGCUGGGGGGGGGUUGUGCAAUUUAGUCCCUGAACACAUCAGUGCAAACACUCUUCCUGCUUCAGGUGAGUCAUGGAUGGUGCUUGCAUUUUUUAUUUUCAUCUUCUUCUUUACCUUUUCCUCUGCCUACUAGCAUUCAAAUAUUUUUGAAACCUCAGUGAUUCCAGUGGCUGAACCAUAGGAAUGCAUAUAUGGAACUCUGAAUUGUUUUAAUUUUAUUUAUUGACAUAAUCAGUGUCUUAUUCCUACUGUGAUUUCAGUGCAUAUCCUCAGAGUUCUUUAUUGCAGUAAUAUAUGUUUCAUUUCUCCCAGGGAACUUGAGGCAUGUUCAAGUCUCUUAUCUUCUCUUGCCUUUCUUGGUAGAUGCCCAAAACAUUACUAUUCUAUAUUUCUUAUUUUUUUUUUCUUUCCAUCUUUAAAGUUGGUUUCUUUUUUUAAAUUUACCUAAAACCACCCUUCUGUAAGUAGGGGAAUUCUCUUACACAUCUCUAACAAGGGGUUAAGGAAAAGGGUUGGAAAGAAGCUUCAAAAAUUAAUAUAUAUUAAUGAUUUAGUAAUUUUUCUAAUACUUGUUGAUUAUAUGACAUAAGAUUUACCCUUCUAAAUUGCUGCAUUGAUUUAAUCUGACUUCUGUGUAUAUCUGUCUUAAUACAUAUGCUACUGAAUAUUGGUUAUUGAAGCUUCACAGUCUCACAAUCUGUGGAAGCCUGUGGUCUUGGGGAUGUUGCAACAUAUUUUACAGAAGUUUUUUACUUGUAGGCCAAAAUGAUUCCUGAAGAAUCACAGGAACAUUUCUUUUCUAUACAGGUACAGAAAAAUUGCACUGUAUGUUUUUUUUCUUUAAGGACUAGAAAUAAAAUGAAGUGACAUUCCAUAUGUA